AUGGCUGGAAUCGGGAAGACUACCCUCGCUCAGCUAGUAUUCUGGCAUCCAUGGGUUGUUGAUACCUUUGGUGAUGAUCGGAUUUGGGUUUCGGUACCUCGUGAGUUUAACACCAUGGUGAUAUUGAGUAGAAUAGCACAAGUUCUAACCACCCAGCAGUGUAGCACAAGUGAUUCGCCAGAAGAAGAAAUGAUAGAGCAGGAGGACUCCGUGAAACUGAAGUACCUUGUCAAAGAGAAACUCAGUGGGCAGAGAUUUUUCAUUGUACUGGAUGAUGCGUGGGAUCAGGAUCGGAAGAAAUGGCAGGAGCUGAUGGAAGUCCUUGAUAGUGCUGGAAAGCCCGGAAGCAAGAUGAUUGUCACUAGUCGCAUCCCUGAUGUUGUAACAUUGACCAAGUCCCUCAAACCAUACACCUUACAGUGUCUCUUGCCAGCUCAUUCUUCAAGUCUGCUCACACAAUGGAUGCAAAAUCCUGCAGAGUUGCCACCACGGCUCAUUCCAAUCAGAAAAAUGAUUGCUGAAACAUGUGCUGGCGUGCCCUCGUUACUACUCAGCGCAUCAAACAAGCUGAAGAGCAUACGGAAAACUCAGGUCGCUUGGCAGCAUGUCCUGAGCAGAUUUGAUCUCGUCUUCUAUGCAGACCGUCUUUUGUUGGAUGCGGCUUAUGUCAGCUACCAACAUCUCCCUCCAAGCAUCCAGCAAUGCUUUCUUUACUGCUCACUGCUCCUAGUUCAUAGCUUUACACCUGAACAACUGACUGACAUGUUUGUUGCUGAUGAGCUCAUAAAACUGAUAAGCAGCAAAUCUGACAUGCAUCUCUACUUCUCCAAGAUAAUGACAGAACACUUCUAUGGUGUAGUCCAGAAAUCUCGACACAGAGGAAACACUGUUUACAAGAUGCAUCCUGGGAUGCAACUUCUUGCACAAAGGAUUAGUCGGGGAUUCCACUUAGCAAUAGAUGCUAGAAAGGAAAUAAUUUGGCCUUCAUGUGAUGCCAGGUGCCUCUCCUUACUUGUUGAUUGUGAAACAAGUAAGCUUCCACCAGAAUUGUUUGAAUUGGAAAGUUUGAGGACCCUAAUAUUGCUCAGAGAUGAAAAUAUGCUUUUGUCUGAGAACAAGAUCAAAAGGAUUCCUAGGUUAAUUGAUAUGUUACAGAAUCUAACCUAUAUCAAUCUUUCUCACAAUGAUAUUGAGAUUGUACCAGAUUCAGUUAGCAACCUUCGAUUCUUGACCCACUUGAAUCUUUCACAAAAUGAGAUCAUUGAACUGCCAGAAUCAGUUGGAAAGAUGCAAUCCUUGCAGAUGCUGGACCUGUCUCACUGUGAAAAACUUCUUGGCUUGCAUGAAGCAAUAAGCAACCUUAGGAUCACUCCAAGGUUUGUCUCGGAAUUUAAGGUCUCUGUCAAUUUCCCUGUGUGA
This is a messenger RNA of Aegilops tauschii subsp. strangulata, 1419 nucleotides long. NCBI's taxonomy places the organism in Eukaryota, Viridiplantae, Streptophyta, Magnoliopsida, Poales, Poaceae. The record is from RefSeq and is a predicted model, not a curated record.